Bactrocera dorsalis (oriental fruit fly) is the source of this 3552-nucleotide messenger RNA. RefSeq names its product protein rolling stone. The transcript has 6 exons. The record is from RefSeq and is a predicted model, not a curated record. Gene Ontology annotation, cellular component: membrane. Lineage: Eukaryota; Metazoa; Arthropoda; Insecta; Diptera; Tephritidae. The coding region runs from base 524 to 1519 and encodes 331 amino acids.
UUGCCUUUGUAUAUAUUUAUAUGUAGAUAUGUAUAUAUAAACAUAUAUUUAUAUGCCCAUGUGGAUUCGCAAGUUGCGUGCACGGCAAGUUAAAUAGUUUUUUGUUGUCUUUACCGCAAUCACAAAAUUUAAUUCUUACCGUUAAGCUGUUCAAUUACUUUGCAUAUUGAGGCAAAGCUGUUUUUGUAUACACGUAUUGUUGCUGUGUUAGUGCAAUGAAAUCGUAAACGCAUGCGCAACAUUUUGGCUCGAAGCGUAGAAACAUUUGGCACAACCAUAAACCACAAACUUGCCUCUGUGUCAACAGCAACAACAAGAACAACAACUAUACUUCUACGCCUGUUAGCCGUCUGGUGAUAUUGCAAGUAAGACACUCAACGCAGUCGACAUACUUGACGAAAUAUUUCACUUGCAUGACUUUUCUUUCGAAAUGGAGUGAUUCCUUGAGGACUUUUAAUGCGGGAAACACAACACAAUAUAAUAUAAUAUAAUUGUAUGAAAGAAAUCAUAAUUUGCUGGGAAUAUGAGUCGCCUACAUGUAAUUGUUCAUCCUGUGAAAAAGGAAUUACGUCGGGAUAAAUGCGGUUUCGAUCACACACCAGCAGAUGACUUCGUUAAAUCACAAUGGCAGAAUUGCACCAAAAGCGUUGUGUAUUUAAUUUAUCGUUGGCUUAUUGCGUUGUUCUUCACCGCCGUCGUCAUAGAUUCGAUGCUCGAAAAGGAGGAGGGUUCAUCGACUAACUUUUGGCUGUAUUUUAUUUACCUGACCAAUUGGGGUGUAAUGCUUUGUAUGCUUACGAAUCUAUUGGGCGCCAUUUUGGUCACCACAUGGCAUUUUCAUCCAGAGUAUGCGGAUAACCUGUUAAAUAUGGAGUCGCUAACUAGUCCAUUCGUCAUCUACUGGGGCAUGCAUAUUAUAUCUUUAGUCCUUUCAAUAGUGAUAACCGUCAUCUAUUGGAGUGUACUCUAUGAUGCUGCUGAGAGCUCAUUAAACGCCACGAACGUGCUGACACAUGCCUGCAAUUCGAUUUUUAUGUUCAUCGAUUUGCUGAUUGUGGCGCACCCGUUGCGGCUACUGCACAUGUUUCUACCAGCGUUAUUUGGUAUCAUAUUUGCAAUAUUCUCCGUCAUAUAUCAGACAUGUGGCGGCAAGAACAGAAGGGGCAAACCGUACAUUUAUCACGUGAUUGAUUGGCGUGAACCGUUAAAUGCCACGCUUGUGGUUCUUGGCGUGCUUCUGCUUACCUGCUGCAUCUACUUGAUACUCUUCACCAUCUACAAGCUGCGCACGCUGCUCUACAGACGCAUAAAUAAUGCCUCAUACUACUUUCCAACAACAACGCCGCACACUGGCGGUGCCGAGAAGUCCGCAAAUGGCACUUUGCCGAAAACAGUUAAAGGCACGGGCAUCCAGCAUUCGCCUUCCGGUAUUUCCAUGGUGUUCGGUAACUUCAACACGCCCACUGGCUAUCAUAACGAAGCGUUCACGAGUAGCACCGAGAAGUUGGAGCGGUAUUAAGCAAUUAUUGCGGGGAGCUUACAGGGAAACAAUGUGUAGUUCAAAUUAAAAUUGUAGGAUUAAUGAAUAUUAUUUGUAUAUAUACAGUGGCUCCAUCGCAUAAUCGGACAGAAGUUUAUCUAAUGUUAAUGUGCUCCAAACAUAAAGAUAAAAAAGCAGAAUGUAUUUUUUUUUUGCUUUGAUUUACCCUUCAUAAUACUGUCUCUCUCAUCAAUAAAAAAAACAGUUAUCCUUUACGAUAACUGUAAAUUUGAGUAGCAAAACAUAAAUAUCUCAAUUUUUUGCACUCAACGAAUAAUCGGACAAACCAAAAUAGCAAUGCUAAAUGUGCCGUUAUUUUGUAAAUGCGCACUUUACAAUCACAUUUUUUGGUCUUAUUUAGUCAUAAAUGUUAUUUAGUCGCAGAAGAGUUUAGAAUUUUGUAAAUUAUUUUUAAAAUGGCUCCAAACGGCAAGCAAACUUCGCUCGAAAUAAGGCAACUAAUAGUGAAAUUGAAUGGUGAAGGUAAAACCGUCCGAGAAAUCGCUGAAUUGGUAGGAAGAAGCAAAUCCACGGUCCAUGAUGUGAUCAAGAGGUUCCAUCAUGAGUUCAGAUUGGCUAAUAGAAGCAGAGAAGGUCAAGGCAAGAUAUUAUCUGUUCGAGAAGAGCGUUCUAUAGUAAAUGAAGUCGCAAAAGAUCCUUUCAAAACGGCAAAAGAACUUAAAAUUUCUUUAAAAAAUCGUUGUGGUAAAGAUGUCUGCCUAAAUACUAUUCGUAAUACGUUACACAAAUACGAUUACCAUGGUAGAAUUGCAAGAAAAAAACCUUUCAUUAGCCAUCAAAAUAAAAAUAAAAGGCUCAAAUAUGCUAAGGAGUAUUUAUUAAAAUCAGAAGACUUUUGGAAUCAGGUAGUUUCACAUUAUUUCAUCUCAAAAUACAUUUAUUUUGAUAGUUUUCCCUGUUUUCAGGUUUUAUUCACUGAUGAAAGCAAAUUUAACUUGCAUGGAUCAGAUGGCAAAAUGUUUGUGUGGCGUAAACCAAAUGCCGAAUUUGCUCAUAAAAAUACAAAAGCCACUGUGAAGCACGGAGGGGGCUCUGUCAUGGUUUGGGGAUGCAUGUCAAGUGCUGGAGUAGGCAAUUUGCAUUUUAUUGAUGGUAAAAUGGACAAAUUUGGCUAUCUUAAUAUUUUGAAACAAAAUGUUAAGCAAAGUGCGGAGAAGUUGGGUAUCGCGAACCAGUUUGCUUUUUAUCAAGACAACGACCCCAAGCACACAUCGGGCGUUGCAAAGCUUUGGUUGAUACACAACUGCCCUAAACUAAUACAAACACCACCGCAGAGCCCUGACCUUAAUGUAAUCGAGCAUUUGUGGGAGGAAUUAGCUAGAAGAGUGUAUCAGAAAAAGUUUAACACAUUAGGUGAGCUAAAGGAGGCCUUAUUGCAGGCUUGGAAUUCCAUAGAGCCGGAGGUGUGUCAAAACUUGGUAAAAUCUGUUCCACAGCGCUUACAGGCUGUUCUGGAUAACAAGGGUUAUGCAACCAAGUAUUGACUCCUUUUGUUUUAUAUAUUAAGUAGCUCUAUUUUGUUUUGUCCGAUUAUUCGUUGAGCAUAAAAAAUUGAAUUGUUUUAGUUUUUUUAUUUAAAUUGACAGCUUAUAUUUAAAAAAGUUACCUUUCUUUAUCACUAAAGCAGACGAUAAUAUGAAGUGUAAAUAAAAGCAAAAAACAACACAUUCUGCUUUUUUAUUUUAAUGUUUGGAGGACAUUUAUGUUAGAAAAACUCUUGUCCGAUUAUGCGAUGGAGCCACUGUAUGUAUGUAUAGUAGUUUGCAUGCGUGUUUAAAGUGUAAUGAUUAACACCUCAUUUUUCGUGACUAAUGUACAAAAUAAGUUUAAAAACAUUUAUUGUUUCACUUUUAUCUGCAUUUAGUAAAUUAAUAUUGAAAAGUACGUUUUUCAGCAUGUUUAAGAAUAGACGUAGCAUUAGUUAAGAAAUCUCGAACUGGUUGUGCGUAUACCUUUAAAAAAAUGUCAAAUAUAAAAUAUAAAAUAUACAA